Teleopsis dalmanni is the source of this 699-nucleotide messenger RNA. RefSeq lists its product as uncharacterized. The transcript has a single exon. NCBI's taxonomy places the organism in Eukaryota, Metazoa, Arthropoda, Insecta, Diptera, Diopsidae. The record is from RefSeq and is a predicted model, not a curated record. The coding region runs from base 1 to 699 and encodes 232 amino acids.
AUGUCAAGCAUGGAAUUGACGUCUAAUGUGCCACGCAUUAAAAUUCCGUCGUUUGAUGGUAAUUAUCUGCACUGGUACGCAUUUAAGGAUUUAUUCACGUCAGUUGUUUCAAAUAAUGUCGCAUUGUCUAAUACGCAGAAACUUCAAUACUUAAAAGAUGCGUUAGUGUUGGACGCGCAACACGCACUAGACAACAUUACUACAACAGAUGCACAUUGGGCAGUAGCAUGGAAUUUACUGGUCCGCAAGUAUGAAAACAAGAGGAUUAUUCUUAAUGCUUAUUUAAAGGAAAUUGUGAAUGUAACAACGGUGUCUGACGGUUUACCAAAUAGUUUAUGCUUACUAUGUGACACCAUCGCGUCGACUGUGCGUGCGUUAGAACAAUUGGGUCGUCCAGUGCAGCAUUGGGACGAUUGGCUGGUUUUUACGCUUCUUCACAAAUUAGACACGAGAACACGCUCAGCUUGGGAGCUGUCAACGACCAGUUCAGAACAAAUCCCAAAGUUUGAAGAUCUGGUCAAUUUCCUAAAAAAUCGAAUACAAUCGCUUGAGGUAGUUGAUAGUAAGUUUGCAACAUCUAUCAGAACAAAGGGUUUCGUUAAAAGCCAUCAUACAACUAUUCAACAAUGCGUGCAUUGCCGAGUUUAUGCCAGCAAAUAUGCCAUUUGCUGGCAUAUUGCGCAGAGUUUCGACAAAUGA